AACAUAAGGAGGUAUCAGUCCAUUCCAAUCUCAAUCCUCUUUGCAUUUUGCUGCAAUAGCGGGGCGUUGUUUCUGAUAUAGAAGAAACUUGGAGGAUUCUUUGUUCUUUUCUCCAUCGAUUUUCCAGUGGCGGUGUCGUUUUGUGUGAGAGAUAGAGAGAGUGAGAGUGUGAGAGAGAGAGGAACCGAAUCCAGACUUGGAAAAGUCAAUAUUGUUCGGCAGUGGAGUGUUUCGGAGAGAGAGAGAAAGGGACCCAGAGAGAGUGAGAGAGCGGAAAGAGAGCGGAGAGAUUCUGAGAGUGAGACUCUGAGAGAGAGAGACUCUGAGAGCCAGAAGCUUGUCCCGACGAGAACGUCAGCCGCGCACCACACGGGGAAGCCCUACCUCCUAGGACGGACUGGCGAUAAGCGUCAAAGCCGCCCCGACUAGACACUCAUACUUCCACCUUAUCCACAGUUGUCCUCACGCAACCCACACCCUCUCUCUCCCCACCGGCCGUUUCUUGCUGAGAGAGUGAGAGAGUGAGAGAGAAAGUGGAACCAGUCGGGUUUGCCUUCUUUUUUCUUCCAACAUGGCUUCUCUGGACACUCUGGACCUCAUCGUCCUGGCAGUCUUGCUGCUGGGAACCGUUGCCUACUUCACCAAAGGCACCUACUGGGCCGUCCAACAGGACCCAUACGCCACCUCCCAGGCCAAUGGCGCGCUCAAGGCGGGAAAGACGAGAAACAUUCUCGAGAAGAUGGAGGAGUCGGGCAAGAACUGUGUCAUCUUCUACGGUUCUCAGACCGGCACUGCCGAGGACUACGCUCAACGAUUGGCCAAAGAGGGUCACUCCCGAUUCGGCCUCAAGACCAUGACGGCCGAUUUGGAAGAAUAUGAUUUCGAGAAUCUGGAUCAGUUCCCCGAAGACAAGGUCGCCUUCUUCGUGCUGGCCACGUAUGGUGAGGGAGAGCCCACGGACAACGCCGUCGAGUUCUACGAGUUCAUCCACGGAGAUGAGGUCAACUUUAGCGAAAAGAGCUCCGAGGAGUCACCACUGCAGAACUUGAAGUAUGUGGCAUUCGGCCUGGGCAACAACACCUACGAGCACUACAACUCCAUGGUCCGCGAGGUGAACAAGUCGCUCACGAAGCUGGGUGCGCAGCGGAUCGGAGAUGCGGGCGAAGGUGACGAUGGCGCGGGCACCAUGGAGGAAGACUUCCUCGCAUGGAAGGAGCCCAUGUGGGCCGCUCUCUGCGAGGCCAUGAACCUCGAGGAGCGUGAGGCCGUGUAUGAGCCGGUAUACGAGGUGACGGAGCAGGAACAUUUGGAUGACGACUCCAUCGUGUACAAGGGUGAGCCCAACAAGAACCACCUCGAAGGCACAUCCAAGGGACCUUACAACGCACACAACCCAUACAUCGCAUCCAUUGCCGAAUCGAGAGAACUCUUCAACGACAAGUCGCGGAACUGCUUGCACAUGGAAAUCGACAUCUCCGGCUCCAACCUGUCCUACACGACCGGUGACCACAUUGCCGUCUGGCCCAACAACCCUGGCCGCGAGGUCGACCGACUGCUCCACAUUGUCGGUCUGAGCGACAAGCGCGACAUGCCCAUCAAGGUCAAGGGUCUCGAUGCCACCGCCAAAGUCCCCUUCCCGCAGCCCACCACCUACGAAACCGUCUUCCGAUACCAGCUCGAGAUUUGCGCUCCCGUGUCUCGCCAGUUCGUGGCCACGCUUUCGCAAUUCGCACCGAACGACGAGGUCAAAGAGAAGGCAAGCAAAAUUGGCAAUGACAAGGACACUUUUGCCGAAGAAGUCUCCAAGAAGAACUUCAACUUGGGACAAUUCCUCGAGCACAUUGGCGGUGGCCAGAAGUGGGACAAACUCCCCUUCUCCCUCUUCAUCGAGGGCAUCACCAAGAUUCAACCACGAUACUACUCCAUCUCCUCCUCCUCGCUGGUGCAAAAGAAUAAGGUCUCCAUCACCGCCGUCGUCGAAUCCGUCGAAGUGCCCGGCGCUCCUCACGUCGUCAAGGGCGUGACGACAAACUACCUCCUCGCAUUGAAACUGAAGCAACACGGUGAUCCGAACCCGGACCCGCACGGCCUGAACUACGCUAUCCAAGGCCCUCGCAACAAGUACGACGGCGUGCACGUUCCCGUGCACAUUCGACACUCCAACUUCAAGCUGCCUUCCGACCCGAGUAAGCCCAUCAUCAUGGUCGGUCCGGGAACCGGUGUGGCUCCGUUCCGCGGUUUCGUGCAAGAACGCGCACAACAGGCCAAGAAUGGCGAAAAGGUCGGCAAGACAAUCCUGUUCUUUGGCUGCCGCAACCGCAACGACGAUUUCAUAUACAAAGAGGACUGGGAGCAAUGGCAAUCCGACCUCGGCGAAAACUUCAUCCUCGACACGGCCUUUUCGCGCGAAUCGUCCAAGAAAGUCUACGUGCAACAUAAGAUGAAAGAGCGCGCUCAGGAAAUCAACGAAUUGCUCGAGCAAAAGGCUUACUUUUACGUUUGCGGCGACGCGGCCAACAUGGCCAAAGAGGUGGCGGACAUUCUGGCAACCAUCAUCAGCGAGCAGAGAGGCGUGGAUAAGAAGAAGGGAGAGGAUAUUGUGAAGAGCAUGCGAACUGCGAACCAGUAUCAGGAAGAUGUCUGGUCGUAAAGGAAGGGACAUGUAGGUAAGGUAGUAGAACCUACCUACCUACCUACCUACCCAAAGAAAUGUCGAUGAAAGAGAAAGAGAGAGAAGCAAAUACAAGAAAUGUGUAGUUUCGGACGAAGGAGACGGGCAAAUGCAGGCGCUGGUAACGGAGUUUGUUCGAGUUUUGACACGAUGCUGCCUGCCUGCCUGCCUGCCUACCUGCCUGCCUGCCGUGGGCGGUUGGUCAGGUCUGUGGUGGUUCGUAGUACAGGACAGGUUGUGGGCGGUCGCCGUUGUAGCUAGCUAGGUAGCUUAGGUGGCUAGAUAGCUCUAGCGUCGCGCGCGCGAUUACAGGUUGUUCGUUCCAUAUGACUAGGGAGAGGAACCUGGUCAGCUGCUCUGGUGGUACAUACAGUACAGUACAUGUACCUACUGUGUGAGCCAUAUACCGCGUUUAGCAGUGUGUUUGAAGAGCCGUCAUCUUGUGUAGCCAGCCAGUGAUCUACGCGAAACGCCCGGGCACCUAGGUGAUGUGAUUGCGGAAAAAUGAAACUCUGUCUCAUCAAGCUCGGACUGCA
Messenger RNA from Sphaerulina musiva SO2202, 3207 nucleotides. Its product is annotated as NADPH cytochrome P450 oxidoreductase. Gene Ontology annotation, molecular function: flavin adenine dinucleotide binding; FMN binding; NADPH-hemoprotein reductase activity. The coding region runs from base 572 to 2650 and encodes 692 amino acids. Gene Ontology annotation, cellular component: cytosol. NCBI's taxonomy places the organism in Eukaryota, Fungi, Ascomycota, Dothideomycetes, Mycosphaerellales, Mycosphaerellaceae. The transcript is spliced from 4 exons. The record is from RefSeq and is a predicted model, not a curated record.